This is a messenger RNA of Dicentrarchus labrax (European seabass), 3327 nucleotides long. RefSeq names its product excision repair cross-complementation group 2 (gene ercc2). Gene Ontology annotation, biological process: nucleotide-excision repair; transcription by RNA polymerase II; positive regulation of mitotic recombination. The transcript has 23 exons. The record is from RefSeq and is a predicted model, not a curated record. Gene Ontology annotation, cellular component: nucleus. NCBI's taxonomy places the organism in Eukaryota, Metazoa, Chordata, Actinopteri, Moronidae. The coding region runs from base 148 to 2430 and encodes 760 amino acids. Gene Ontology annotation, molecular function: damaged DNA binding; DNA helicase activity; ATP binding.
GUAGAAGAAGAAACAACUUCCGCUCCCACUGCAGCGUGUCUGUGGUUUUUUAAAACUGACAACAAAGUUUUCACCGACUGUUUCACAACAGCGACAGCGACCGACAGAGAGAGAGAGAGAGGAGCGGCCUCCACACGUACCACCAGAAUGAAGCUGAACAUCGACGGUCUGUUGGUGUAUUUUCCAUAUGACUACAUUUAUCCUGAGCAGUACUCCUACAUGCUGGAGCUGAAGAGGACACUGGACGCCAGGGGUCAUGGAGUCCUGGAGAUGCCGUCAGGAACAGGGAAGACCAUCUCUCUGCUGUCUCUCAUUGUUGCCUACCAAAAGGCCUUUCCUCUGGAAGUGACCAAGCUAAUCUACUGCUCCAGAACGGUUCCAGAGAUCGAGAAGGUCGUGGAGGAGCUGAGGAAGUUGAUGGAGUUUUACUCCAAACAAACUGGAGAGAGCAACAACUUCCUGGCUCUGGCCCUCUCCUCCAGAAAGAACCUCUGCGUCCACCCGGAGGUGAGCUCUCUGCGCUUCGGUAAGGAGGUUGAUGGGAAGUGCCACAGUCUGACAGCGUCGUACAUUCGCGCACAACGCCACAGCGACCCCAACAUGCCUGUGUGUCGCUUCUAUGAGGAGUUUGACGCAGUCGGCCGACAGGUGCCUCUUCCUGCGGGCAUCUACAACCUUGACGACCUGAAAGAUUUCGGCAGGAGGAAAGGCUGGUGUCCGUACUAUCUGGCACGUUACUCGAUCCUGCAUGCUAACAUUGUGGUGUACAGUUACCACUACCUGCUGGACCCCAAGAUAGCGGACCUGGUGUCCAAAGAGCUGGCCAAGAACUCUGUCGUGGUGUUUGAUGAGGCUCAUAAUAUAGACAAUGUGUGUAUCGACUCCAUGAGUGUGAACAUCACCAGGCGAACACUCGACCGCUGCCAGACCAACGUGGACACACUUCAGAACACCAUACAGAAGAUAAAGGAGACGGACGCUGCUAAACUGAAGGAGGAGUAUCGGCGAUUGGUGGAGGGGCUGAAGGAAGCCAAUGUUGCCAGGGAAACGGACAUCUACCUCUCCAAUCCCGUGUUACCAGAUGAAAUUCUGAAAGAGGCGGUCCCUGGUACGAUUCGCACAGCGGAGCACUUUGUUGGUUUCUUGAGACGGUUCAUGGAGUAUCUGAAGUCCCGGCUGAGGGUCCAACACGUCGUACAGGAGAGCACGCCGCAGUUCCUCAAAGACAUCUUCGACAAAGUCUGCAUCGACCGCAAGCCUCUCAGGUUUUGUGCGGAGCGUUUACAGUCUUUACUACGUACUCUGGAGAUCGCCGACAUCGCAGACUUCUCAGCUGUUACUCUCAUCUCUAACUUUGCUACCCUCGUCAGCACCUACAGCCAAGGUUUUACCAUCAUCAUUGAGCCCUUUGAAGACAGAACUCCAACCAUUGCCAACCCUGUGCUGCACUUCAGCUGUAUGGAUCCGUCUAUCGCCAUCAAACCUGUUUUUCAAAGAUUUCAGUCAGUCGUCAUCACCUCGGGGACUCUCUCUCCUCUGGACAUUUAUCCCAAAAUCCUCGACUUCCGCCCGGUUACCAUGGCAUCCUUCACGAUGACGCUGGCACGGACCUGCCUCUGUCCUCUGAUUGUUGGCAGAGGAAAUGAUCAGGUGGCCCUGAGCUCAAAGUUUGAGACCAGAGAAGAUUUUGCUGUGAUUCGUAACUAUGGCAACCUGCUCUUGGAGAUGUCUGCCAUUGUUCCUGAUGGCAUUGUGGCGUUUUUCACCAGCUAUGUCUACAUGGAGAACAUAGUGGCGUCUUGGUAUGAACAGGGUAUCCUGGAGAAUAUUCAGAGAAACAAGCUGAUCUUCAUUGAGACUCCCGAUGCUGCAGAGACAAGCAUGGCCCUGGAGAAAUACCAGGAGGCAUGUGAGAACGGCAGAGGAGCCAUCCUCCUGUCUGUGGCCAGGGGAAAGGUGUCUGAGGGAAUAGAUUUUGUGCAUCAUUUCGGGCGAGCAGUCAUCAUGUUUGGAGUUCCUUAUGUUUACACACAGAGCCGCAUCCUAAAGGCUCGUCUGGAGUACCUUCGGGAUCAGUUUCAGAUCAGAGAGAACGACUUUCUGACGUUUGAUGCAAUGCGACACGCGGCUCAGUGUGUGGGCAGAGCCAUCAGAGGCAAGACCGACUACGGACUCAUGAUUUUUGCUGACAAGCGUUAUGCCCGAGCAGACAAACGUGGGAAGCUUCCUCGCUGGAUUCAGGAGCACAUAAAUGACGGCAGUCUGAACCUCACCGUGGACGAGGCCAUCCAGCUCUCCAAACACUUCCUGCGGCAGAUGGCUCAGCCUUUCAGACAGGAGGACCAGUUGGGUCUGUCUCUGCUGACUCUCGAGCAGCUGGAGUCGGAGGAAAUGCUGCAGAAAAUCUCUCAGAUUGCUCAUCAGACCUGAAAGGUGACGUGCGCUGCAUAAUGUCAUCACCGUGGCAACGCCCAUUAUGGGGUCGGCAGCCGGUACGAUGACAUCAUUACCGUGCAAACAAUUACAGAACUGGGUCAGAUAGCAGAUUUCACUUUAACCCAUUCAGUGUGAUAGAUGUACGUGGUUUUCCACAUCAGCUGUAGACAACAAAAUCAAAACUUUCCUCUAAAAAGUGGUAAACUCCACCCAUCUGGUUAACUAACCAUGAGAAGUAUUCUAAUCACAGCCCAGCUCUGGUGGUUACAGUAAUUAUUUCUGACUGGAUUACACACAGUCUGUGUAUAGUGGUUUAACAGUUUGAGCCUUAAAGAAGGCACAAGCAUUCAGUAUUUCAGGUCACACACACAGAAUAUUAGCACCACAGCUCUGACACUCUUACAGUUCAGUUUGUAAAGCGAGAACAUCCAUUUAGACUAAAAUAUAUCAAACAAGUUGAGUAUUUUGCAGGUUUAUUGAGAUGGUCCUAACAUUUUGUAAACUCUUGUGUAUUCAGUAUUUCAGAUCACUCACAGAUGCAAGAAGAGAAGAUAUAAUAGAGCAUUAUAUUCCUAAAAUUGGAUUUUACAGCUUUUUCACAGCAUUGUAAUUUCUGGAAACAAUAAUACAUUUAUUUCUUUCGGUUAAUAACAUGUUCAGUUUCAAAUAUGACAAGAAGUCAUCAUUAGUGGGUCAGCACGUUGCAUUAUCUACAGAAACCUUAUUCCAUCUGUGGGUGUAACAUCGGUUCCUAUAGCGUCUGUCAUACAGGCACGACUACUGUUAAGUUUCCUUUGCUACUGUAACUGUACAUAGUCUCAUUUUAUACUGAACAUGAAUAUUUGUAUGUUUUUUCAACCAGGAAGUUGGAAUAUAAAUGUUUGUAUUUAA